AUGAGAGUAUUGAUUAAUAAAUUGAGUUAAUUCUAUUAAUAAUUUAGAGGUUUCUAUCAUAAAUUCAAGAAAUUCCAUUAAAUGACCUUUAUAUCUUUAAUUUAAUAUUUAAAGAAGUAGAAAAUGAAACAAUUAAUUAUAAUCGUGUAAAACGCAUUUUCUAAAAAAAUAUGA
Messenger RNA from Paramecium primaurelia, 174 nucleotides. The record is from the annotation of a GenBank genome assembly. Lineage: Eukaryota; Ciliophora; Oligohymenophorea; Peniculida; Parameciidae.